Molecule: messenger RNA, 165 nt
Organism: Mesocestoides corti
Lineage: Eukaryota; Metazoa; Platyhelminthes; Cestoda; Cyclophyllidea; Mesocestoididae
Source: the annotation of a GenBank genome assembly
AUGGCACCCCUGAUUCGCAUUAAUGCCGGCAUUGUGGCAGAUCACUGGCACCUUAGGGCAGCUGCAAAAUUAACCAGGAGAAAUUUGGCUGAAGCUCUCCGCAGCAGAACUCCGUACAAUGUUAAUUUGCCACUCGCUGGUUACGACCCGAAGGACGGACCUUAG